Messenger RNA from Auanema sp. JU1783, 726 nucleotides. NCBI's taxonomy places the organism in Eukaryota, Metazoa, Nematoda, Chromadorea, Rhabditida, Rhabditidae. The record is from the annotation of a GenBank genome assembly.
AUGAAGAUUAUCCUUACCUUCUGUCUCUUGGCUAUCGGAUUUUCGUUUGCAGAAGAAGCUUCCAGCACGGUGUCAUCCUUAGAAAUAUCAACAGAAAUUGUAGACACAUCUGUUGAAACAAGCACUGAUGUUAACAUCUUAUCUACUGAGGAAAGGAUUUUGACAGAAUCAACGAAAAAAGAAGAGACUAUUGUCCCAUCAACAGUCAAUCCCACGACAGAAGAAUUUGAGAAUACUUCAAUUAAGACUGAUACCUCUUCUGUUACUAAAACUUCGACAACUGAUUUUGAUGAACAAAAUGAGGAAGACGUAGUAGAUGACGAUGAUGAAGAUAAUGAUGAUGAAGAUGAAGAAAAUGAACAUGAUAAUACUGAUGAUAAUGAUGAAGAUUCCAAGGAGAAUUCAAAAACUACUGAGACUCCUGAUGUCAACAUCAAUAACCCUCUCGCUCUUGUGGGUGAUAACACAACAACAGUUCCCACAGUCACUCCAGCUCUUCCACGUCCCCCGUCUUUCACGGCCGGUUCUUUUUUCAUUGGCCUACUCCUCGGGCUUGUUUUGUUAGCUGUUGCUUAUUUCGGCUAUGUGUACUACCAACGCAGAAAAUCGUUACCUGCAGCCGGCUACAGGCCACUGAGCCAAACAACAUCUCUUCACAUUGGACUUCCCAAGAACUAUUCAACCGAUGAUGUGAUAGAUAUCAUUCAAUCUAUUCGUGUAUUUUGA